GAGGUUUAUGAAAACAUUUUUAAAAGGUCUGAAAGAGAUAAAAGUCGUGCGUGAAAUCGUCUCCUAAUAUCUUGUGGCGCAAAUGUAUCGGUCAAGAUUAUCUCUACUGAUUAUAAAAAAGUUAUCUCGUCAGCUUCAUUUAACAUCAAAUGCUAAAUAUGCCACUGAUUUGAAAAUGCCUGAAGCAUGGGUAACAAAAGCAAAAAAAGUUUUGAAAGGUAAAGAUCCUCUGGAAGUUUUAGGAUGGCAUACAGCUGAGGGAAUACUGGUGAAACCUCUUUAUACUAAAGAAGAUACUAAAGAUAUACAAGAUGAGUUGCCUGGUUUCUAUCCCUAUACGAGAGGGCCAUAUCCAACCAUGUAUUCUCAGAGGCCAUGGACUAUACGCCAGUAUUCUGGGUUUAGUACUGUUGAGGAGAGUAAUGCCUUUUACAAAGAAAACAUAAAAAUGGGCCAGCAAGGACUCUCAGUUGCAUUCGAUCUUGCUACUCAUUGCGGAUAUGAUUCUGACAACAGCAGAGUUUUAGGAGAUGUUGGUAUGGCCGGAGUUGCAGUGGAUUCUGUGGAAGACAUGAAAACACUCUUUGAUGGAAUUCCUUUGGACAAGAUAUCAGUUUCUAUGACAAUGAAUGGAGCUGUUAUUCCUGUACUAGCAAUGUUUAUUGUAGCUGGUGAAGAGCAGGGUGUUAAGAAGGAGUUACUUUCUGGAACGAUACAGAAUGAUAUCCUCAAGGAAUUUAUGGUUCGAAAUACAUACAUUUACCCUCCUGACCAUUCUAUGAGAAUUAUUGGAGACAUUUUUGAAUAUGUGUCAAAAAAUAUGCCAAAGUUUAAUUCCAUAUCUAUUUCUGGCUAUCACAUUCAAGAAGCAGGUGCCAAUGCUACUCUUGAACUUGCAUUUACUAUAGCAGAUGGAUUGGAAUACUGUAGAACUGGUUUGAAAGCUGGUCUAAGCAUUGAUGAUUUUGCACCUCGCUUAUCAUUUUUCUGGGGCAUAGGAAUGAAUUUUUAUAUGGAAAUAGCAAAAAUGAGAGCAGCACGUAGAUUAUGGGCGCAUUUAAUAAAAGAAAAAUUUAAUCCUAAAGAUUCAAAAUCGUUAAUGUUGAGGACUCACUGUCAAACAUCUGGAUGGUCUCUAACAGAACAAGAUCCUUAUAACAAUAUUGUCCGUACUGCAAUUGAAGCAAUGGCAGCUGUUUUUGGUGGAACCCAGUCCUUGCACACAAAUUCCUUUGAUGAAGCUUUAGCCUUACCCACAAAAUUCAGCGCAAGAAUAGCAAGGAAUACUCAGAUUAUUCUACAAGAAGAGAGUGGAAUUCCUCAUGUGAUAGAUCCGUGGGCCGGGUCAUAUAUGAUGGAAUGUUUGACAAAUGAAGUAUACGAAGAAGCUAAAAAAAUUAUUAAUGAGGUAGAAGCACUAGGAGGAAUGGCAAAAGCUGUUGCUAGUGGAAUGCCUAAACUUCGAAUAGAAGAGUGUGCUGCUAAAAGGCAAGCUCGCAUAGACAGUGGGAAAGAAGUCAUAGUGGGGGUUAAUAAAUAUCAAAAAGAGAAAGAAGAUCCUAUUGAUGUUCUGGUGAUUGAUAAUACAAAAGUUUGUGCACUGCAAAUAGAAAAAAUUAAGAAAAUUAAAGCAACCAGGGAUUCUGAUGUGGUUCAACAAGCUUUAAAAGCCAUUACAGAUUGUGCUCGGACUGGAAAUGGGAAUUUAUUAGAUCUUGCAGUAACAGCUGCUAGUAACCGAGCUACAGUUGGAGAAAUCACUCAAGCUAUGGAAGAAGUUUUUGGAAGACAUGUUGCCGCCGAUAGAUUAGUGUCUGGUGCUUACAAAUCUGAAUAUGGUGAAUCAGAAGAAUUAGAAGCUGUCAGGUUAAAAGUAGAAGCAUUUCUGGAAGUAGAAGGAAGAAGGCCACGUGUGCUCGUAGCUAAAAUGGGUCAGGACGGGCAUGAUCGUGGUGCAAAAGUUAUUGCUACAGGAUUUGCAGAUUUAGGAUUUGAUAUUGAUAUCGGGCCUUUAUUUCGAACUCCAGAUGAAGUAGCUCAGCAGGCUGUUGAUGCUGAUGUUCAUGCUGUAGGUGUAAGUAGCUUAGCAGCUGCUCAUAAAACCCUAGUUCCUCAACUAGCAAAAGCUCUGAAGGAUCUUAAAAGAGAUGAUAUAUUAAUUUUUGUUGGUGGUGUGAUUCCUCCUCAAGAUUAUGAUUUCCUGUAUAAAGCUGGAGCGGCAGCCAUAUUUGGUCCAGGAACUAAAAUCCCAGCCUGUGCAUCACAAGUUGUUGAUCUGAUAUCAAAAUCAAUUCAGGAAAAGGAAAGGUUAAAAGUAUAAUAAUAAAAAUGCUCGAAUCUCUUAGUUGACACAAUAUAAAAAUCUCACUUUUCCCUUGAUGAGAACUUCAGAAAAUAUUUUUGUAUGAAUCUCAUGUUAUUUUUUACUGAAAUGUACAAAUAUAAAACUUAUUACACAAUAAAAAUCUGUUACUAUUGCUA
Molecule: messenger RNA, 2481 nt
Organism: Stegodyphus dumicola
Lineage: Eukaryota; Metazoa; Arthropoda; Arachnida; Araneae; Eresidae
Product: methylmalonyl-CoA mutase, mitochondrial-like
Cellular component (GO): mitochondrion; cytoplasm
Molecular function (GO): methylmalonyl-CoA mutase activity; cobalamin binding; metal ion binding
Source: RefSeq, a predicted model, not a curated record